UCUUAAACCCUAUAAACCUUUUCCCUCCCUCUCAUGAACACACUCCUCUGCCUCUCUUCUUCCCUAAACCAAAUCUCUUCAACGCCAGAGAUAUAUGAAAUCUUCUUUCGAAUUUUGAUGCUGUGGAGAUGAUUCGUCCUCCUGGCGGUUCUUCACAACAGUUACCCAAUACAUCUCUCGCGAAUUCCGGCAAUGGGUUUCAAAAUCAGGCCCCCUUCUGCAAUCCCAACCCCCACUUGAACAAUCUCCAUGGAAACCCUGUUCCCAACAUGCCACCUCCCAUGUUUCAGCCGGGAUUGAUGAUGAAUUUGCAAAACCCUCUCAUGGGGUUGCCUAAUAAUCCUCUUUGUGCUUCCCCUUUUGCCCCGGGCCAUGUGGGUUUUGCAAAUUCUGCUGCUAAUUAUCCAGCUCAGGGGCAGUUCAAUUUGGUGCCGAAUGUGAAUCAGAUGAAUAUGAACACUUGUUUGCCUCUAGCGCAGUUUUUUGGGCAGAACAUGCCGAAUUUGGUUCAGCAAUUGGGUCAGAAUAUGGGUUUAAAUAAUGGGCAAUUUUGUUUACCCUUUCAAAAUAUGAAUCAACAUGUAAUUCCUGGACAGAUGAUGAAUAUGUCGCAAGUUCCUUCUCAUACUUCGUAUGGUGGUCCAAAUCAACAAGCUAUUCCAAUGCCUUUUCAGAAUCCUGGCUUCUCUACAAUCCAGCCUUUUGGUGUCAAUCAGGCAAUGCACCCUGUUAACCAAAAUCCCCAAAACUUCACUCCACAAGCAAUGGGUGGUGCUGGAUCAAAUCAAUUGCCGGCUUCAGCUCAACCGUUGCAGGGGAAUUCGACCAUGCUGUUAAACUCUUCGACUCAACCACAACAAGCUAGGAACCUGCAGUCACCUGCUUUUGUUGGGUCACAGGGUAAUUCUUCAAUAAGUGAUGGUGGAAAUGGAUCAAAUUCAUUUUCGAAUAAUUUAGCUCACAGGAAUUUCACGAGGAACUCAAAAAAAGGAUUUCAGAAGAAUCAAAAUCAUCAUAUGAAAAAUGAGAAGAAAAAGUUUGGGUUUCCUGGCGGACAGAAGGGGAAAGGUUUUCACAAUGAGAGGAGGAACAAAUUUGGUGACGCUAACUCCACAGAUCAAGUGAAAGACCAGAAGAGAUCUCUCUCUUUGGUCUAUACGGAUCAAGAAAUUCGGCAAUGGCGUGAAGCACGCCGGAAGAAUUAUCCAUCAUCAACCAACGUACAGAAGAAACUCACUGAAAAGCAAACUGACUGCACAUUGGUUGAUAAGGAAGCUCAGCUUUUGCGAAAAGAACUCAAAGAGAUUUUAGCAAAGCAGGCUGAAUUAGGAGUUGAAGUUGCAGAAAUACCACCAGAGUAUCUCUCAUAUUCAGAGAAACACAACAAUCGAAAACACCGUAGAGAUCCAUCGACAUUAGGAGAGGAAGGCAAAGGAGCCUCGGUAGGGAAAGAAAAAUCUCGAAACAGGUUCAACAAGAGGGGAAGACCCGAGAAAAAGAAUCGUUCGAGAAAGAAGGGAAAAUCAGAGAAGCAUUUGUCAAACAAGCCGCAAUUAAAGAAGAGAGAGCCAACAUUAUUGCAGAAGCUCUUGCAAGCAGAUGUGAGGAGAGAAAAAAGCCAGUUGUUACAAGCUUUGAGAUUCAUGGUGAUGAAUUCUUUCUUCAAAGAAUGGCCGAAUAAACCCUUGAAGUUUCCUUCUGUCAUGGUCAAAGAGAACGCAGAUGAGAUUAAUAUGGUUGAUGAGAAUUCUCUGUCUAUUGGGAACUUCAAUCUCCAAGAGACAAACAAUUCAGUGGUUGAAAACAAUGGUAGUCAUGAGAUUGACAGCGAUAACGAAAAUGACGAUGAUGACAGAGACAACAAUGAGAAGUUCAAAGGAGAUGAAAUACAGGUACUCGAAGAGGAAGGAGAAAUUAUUGAUUGAAGUCGAGCCUCUAUCGCGAGCUCCGGUUUCCUUUGGAGUACUAUGAAAAGAUGUGAGUUGUUUUUCUAGGUGCAGGUUCCAAAGAUAGAUAGAAACUUGUAUUGUGCUUAAGUUUAGCAGCACAUAACAAUUAAAAGGAAAGUACAAGUCUCUUUUCUUGGGGAUGCUCAAUGAAUCCAAACUCAUUAUUCUUAUUCCCUCUCUCUCCUUUGGUUGGUUGAAUCUAAUCUUAGUAGCUCUCCUCUUUUGGUC
This is a messenger RNA of Benincasa hispida (wax gourd), 2177 nucleotides long. RefSeq names its product GATA zinc finger protein (gene NUFIP). The record is from RefSeq and is a predicted model, not a curated record. Gene Ontology annotation, cellular component: nucleus. Gene Ontology annotation, biological process: box C/D snoRNP assembly. Gene Ontology annotation, molecular function: RNA binding. NCBI's taxonomy places the organism in Eukaryota, Viridiplantae, Streptophyta, Magnoliopsida, Cucurbitales, Cucurbitaceae.